AUGGAGGCGGACCUUAGAGAACGGAUGGACCGUUUGGCCCAUGUUUUAGGAGGGAGCAAGAGUCGUACCGAAGAUGAUGUGCAGUAUAUGGUGAAAUGGGUAGAGAAAAUAGCCAAAGGUUCGCAUCGGAUCAACAAGUACAGGUACAGAAGCAGGUCGAAAGUAACAUCCAGGGGAGACUUGGAACAGAUUUUGACAAGGGUUACGCCAUAUGUGAAGGUCAUUGAUACCGUUGGUAACAAAGAAAAUUUGUUCAACAGAGAGAGGAUUCACGAAGGACUGCGGCAGGUCGUGGAGGCUACCAGGACAUCUCCCAUAUGCUGGGACUCGCAAUUUGUGAACCCUGUAGCGAUAGUGUCAAGAGGGCUUUCAGUAAGUUUCUGUGAAGAUUCUGUGGUGACAUUGUGUUGUAAUUCGUGCAAAGAAACGGUAUCGUUGGACCUUUGCGAUAUGGAUCUUAACGAGCAAUAUGCAUGCAGAUUGAAAGACGUACAUUCCCAAGAGUGCGUGUGGUCAUACUUGUCUGUUCCUCUAGAUAUGGUAUACCAUUUGAACGUCAAUACUGUGAUGUAUGAGAUAACCCGUAUAAAGCAAACGUUGGACAAGAUUUCCAGUGUGGAAUACUACAAAUCGUGGAAGCUUCAAUUUGUGCUUCCUGAAAAGAUCCAAAAGAUAGCCCAAUGGUUUGGGUUUAGUCCAAGCGAUAACCUUGCAGUAAUAUACGUGCUUCUCUGUGGCUACGAACCUGUGGGAUCUCCUGAGGAGGAAAUUUUGGAAUGUGUGGGGUCCUACAUAAAGACCGGUUUGUCACAGGUGUUGCAGGAUGCAGAUUAUGUGGGCCACCCAAGAUGGAGCUGCUACUACGACAAGGACAGGAUCCUCGAUCUCAUGUACGAAACCCUGAUACGUGGCACAGAAGACAGCUCGAUAUCAAGCAGGUUAUCUCGGUUAAGGGAUAUAGUGACCAAGUGGUAG
Molecule: messenger RNA, 975 nt
Organism: Kluyveromyces marxianus DMKU3-1042
Lineage: Eukaryota; Fungi; Ascomycota; Saccharomycetes; Saccharomycetales; Saccharomycetaceae
Product: pre-mRNA leakage protein 39
Exons: 1
Coding region: 1-975 (324 amino acids)
Source: RefSeq, a predicted model, not a curated record